AUUCUCAAAAGUUGAAAAACAUGGUCAAGAACGUUGACGAAGGUUGCCGCACGCCCAAACGCACCCCUCGUCGGAUACCGGCGGCGAUGGUGUGUCCGCCUGCUCCCAAAAAGAAGUCACCGCCUCACACGGCGCGGCAGAGGCUGCCACCGAAGAACGGCUACUUUGUGCCACCGGACCUUGAGCUCAUUUUCAGAGUUUCCUCCAGCAGCGAAGCUUUUGCUUAGUUCACCCAAUUCUUCUACAUAAUUUCAUAGAUUUAACAUCUUAACGUGGGUAGCUUAAUUUGAUUUCUCUCAAGUACAAGUAGAACAAGUUCAAGUACGCGUUAACUUCUUUGGAUUUUUUUUUCCUUUUCUUUUUGUAUUAACAGGAGAAAAAAUGUGGUACAUAUUCUGAUGGUGGAAUUUUUGUUGUAUACUUGGGUAUUCCUUUUAGUGGAUGAGUUAUCUUUGAGAUUUCAUCAUAAA
Vigna umbellata (rice bean) is the source of this 470-nucleotide messenger RNA. Its product is annotated as cyclin-dependent protein kinase inhibitor SMR4-like. Gene Ontology annotation, biological process: regulation of DNA endoreduplication. NCBI's taxonomy places the organism in Eukaryota, Viridiplantae, Streptophyta, Magnoliopsida, Fabales, Fabaceae. Gene Ontology annotation, cellular component: nucleus. The record is from RefSeq and is a predicted model, not a curated record.